Molecule: messenger RNA, 513 nt
Organism: Heterobilharzia americana
Lineage: Eukaryota; Metazoa; Platyhelminthes; Trematoda; Strigeidida; Schistosomatidae
Source: the annotation of a GenBank genome assembly
AUGGGUUUCAAGGUUAUUCGUGACAUAUUAUUGCAGUUACUCGAAGAGAAUAUACCUCAGGGUUCCCAUCCGAUUUUAUGUCUUGCGAAAACCGACCAGGAACGUGCUGAGGCAAAAAAGCGUAAACAGGAACUCGAGGAGGAUACUGAUGACAUUUCUUCAGCUAGUAUCGACAAGAAAAGACGUCGUAUUUGGCUGAGACAGGCGUAUAUGGUUCCGAUCGCAUUUGCUGGUGUUCAAAGGAACUUCUCCAACACUAAACCUGCUCGAGAUACUACGUCUUCCGAAUACUUGUCAGAGUUUGCUCGUGAAAAGCGUUUGCGUUGUCAGGCUACAAGAGGUGCAGUAGCACUUUUCAAUGCUGUCAAGCAGCAUCAGAUCAACAUAGGAAAACAAUUGCAAGGUUCAAAAUCAGGAUUUGAAGAGGAGAGAAUACUAACUCAAAUCACAACGUCAGAUUUCCUGGAUCGUUUGUCUGCUGGUAUAAGCAGUUCUAAGUUAUCGAAAACUUAG